This is a messenger RNA of Symbiodinium pilosum, 357 nucleotides long. NCBI's taxonomy places the organism in Eukaryota, Dinophyceae, Suessiales, Symbiodiniaceae. The record is from the annotation of a GenBank genome assembly.
AUGUGCAGGUGCCUGACUCUGAUCUCAAAGAUCCUAUGUCGAGUCAUCCUGGAAGGUUCCACAGUCGUCAUGAAGGCCAUCAAUACAAACAGUGAGGUAGAGCUGAAGAAAGCAAUCUCCUUGGCUCCGCGCGGCCAGCGUGCGAAACAGCUCUUGGAAGUCUCAGUUGGGACUCAGUCCAUCUCGCCUCUAUACUGGUCCAUUGACAGUGGAAGCUUAGCUGUGGCCAAUGCUAUCAUCGAGGACCUUCUUAUCAUACGUGCCGAUCGUGAGGUGUACUACUACGGCUGUGAUGCCCUUUUCACGCGACACCCAGAGGCUCGUUUGCCACCAUGUGAGUCUGCGUCACGGCACUGA